This is a messenger RNA of Wyeomyia smithii (pitcher-plant mosquito), 1678 nucleotides long. RefSeq lists its product as uncharacterized. Bases 109 to 1449 code for a protein of 446 amino acids. The record is from RefSeq and is a predicted model, not a curated record. Gene Ontology annotation, molecular function: nucleic acid binding; RNA-DNA hybrid ribonuclease activity. Lineage: Eukaryota; Metazoa; Arthropoda; Insecta; Diptera; Culicidae. The transcript is spliced from 2 exons.
ACAUCAUGGGGAGCCCAUCCAGAGGAUUUGAUACGACUCUAUCAAACCACGAUUCUGCCCGUAAUAGAAUACGGCAGCAUAUGCUUCAGAGGUGUCGCAGCUUCACACAUGCUGAAGCUCGAGAGGAUACAAUACCGUUGUUUGCGUAUCGCUCUAGGCUGCAUGCAGUCGACACAUACCAUGUCCCUAGAGGUCAUAGCUGGAAUACUACCACUCAAAGAGAGGCUGUUUGAGUUGGCUUUUCGUUUCCUCAUUAGAUCGGAAAUAGCAAAUCCAAUGCUUAUUGCGAACUAUGAGAAAUGUUUGGAAGUUGUUCAGAAACCCUGUAUGUCAGUAUACCAGCGGUUCAUGUCCAUGGAGAUAAACCCUUCGGUUGUUGCUCCAUCCCGUGAGAUUUCAACAUCGCUCAACAAUUCUUCUGUUGUAUUUGAUUUGACGAUGAAACAAGAAAUCCAUGGAAUUCCCGAUCACCUCAAACCAACAGUUGUGCCAUCAAUAUUUUCGGCAAAAUUUGGCCACCUCCCAAAACAGAAUUCCUUUUUCACGGACGGAUCUGUGAUGGAUGGACAUUCCGGAUAUGGCGUUUUCAACACAGAUCAUCGCAUAUCUCGCAAACUGGCACAGCCCUGCUCCAUAUACGUAGCUGAAUUAGCUGCCAUACACAAUUCGCUGCGAAUUAUCGAGCUCAAGACACCAGACAAUUACUUCAUCUUCUCGGACAGCCUCAGUUCUAUCGAAGCUCUCCGAUCGAUUAAACCGGUCAAGCACCCGUCCUAUUUCCUUCCGGAAAUCAGACGGAUAUUAGAAGUGCUGGUUGAUCGGUCUUUCAUUAUCUGCUUUGUGUGGGUCCCCUCUCAUUGCUCAAUCCCAGGCAAUGAAGAAGCUGAUUUAUUAGCAAAAAGGGGUGCCAUAGAUGGAGAUAUAUUUGAUAGACCGAUCACCUAUACCGAGUAUUUUCAUCUGCCCCGACAACUGGCUCUGGAAAACUGGCAGGAAAAGUGGAAUAAAGACGACCUUGGGCGAUGGAUGCACUCGAUCUCGCCCAAAGUGUCUACAAAAGCUUGGUUCAAAGGGUUAGAUUUAACUCGUGAUUUCAUUCGAGUUAUUUCGCGCCUAAUGUCCAAUCACUAUGUUGCAAACGCACACCUCUAUCGAAUAAACUUAGUCGAUAGUAAUCUGUGCGAAUGUGGAGGGUACGAAGAUAUUGACCACAUAGUCUUCGUAUGCCCUAAGUACCACAGAGCAAGGGCCAAGCUUAUAGAUUCUCUCCGGAAACAGGAAGUGACGUUUACAAUGCAAGUACGGGAUGUGCUUGCUAGCCGCAACCCCGCGCUUAAACAUGAAUCAUCGCUUCUUUUUGAGAGACAUGAUCCACCGAACUUAGAUUUUGAUUUCAAAGAGAUAAGAAACCAUCACCCUCAACGAAUAGUAGUAAGGAUUAGUAUUUAGUUAUAAAGAGAAAAACUUUGAUGUUAAUGUUAGUCGUAAGCUUAAAUGACAUGUAUUUUUAAAUUGUAUUUUUAAAAGAGAAAAGAUGAGAGGGUUUUUAUGCCUGUUUGAGGAGGAGCAGUCGGGAUACAGGCUCUACUCAAGCUGGCUUUUCCCUACUCCAAAAGAUAUUCGGCCCCGUUAUGCUUCGCGGUUGGGCCUAAAUAAAUAUUAGAGUUAAAAAAAAAAA